Protopterus annectens (West African lungfish) is the source of this 3578-nucleotide messenger RNA. It is a transcript of the gene TMEM68, whose product is annotated as transmembrane protein 68. Gene Ontology annotation, molecular function: acyltransferase activity. The transcript is spliced from 7 exons. NCBI's taxonomy places the organism in Eukaryota, Metazoa, Chordata, Ceratodontiformes, Protopteridae. Gene Ontology annotation, cellular component: membrane. Bases 210 to 1205 code for a protein of 331 amino acids. The record is from RefSeq and is a predicted model, not a curated record.
CCGUGAUUCCGUACUAAAAAAUAACCCGGGCUGCAUCCAAGCCCAUGUUAAUUUCCGGACAGUCUUCUAGUUCGCUAAUAUUUUAGCACUGGGUACCAGUAGUCGAAGGCAGCUAAUUUUGGCAGUGUGAACAUCUAUGAAUCUACAGCAGUGACGGAAAGAUUGUGACACUGUUUGUAGACGUGAAACGCAUGAUGAAGAUAUAAAAUAUGGCCUGUGGAAAUGAGUCAUGUCUAAAGGGACAAGAGUGUGUGACUUACUUGGCAUGCUUUGCCCAACUUUUGGAAGAAUGGACAGGCCUGGAGAACCUGGAGGGCUACGUGAAUUAUGUUUAUUACCUUUUGUGGGUUUUCACCCCACUUCUAAUCGUAUUUAUACUUCCAUGGGUUAUUGUUAUCUUACUCUAUCUUUCCAUCCUUUUGCUUCAUGUGUACAAAAGGAAGAAUGAACUGAAAGUGGCUUAUUCUCAUAACUUGUGGGAUGGUGCAAGGACAACUGUGGCAACACUGUGGGAUGGACAUGCAAAAAUUUGGCAUGGUUAUGAGCUACAUGGUCUGGAAAAGAUACCAGAUAAAGGACCAGCACUUAUUGUGUACUACCAUGGAGCCAUUCCUGUAGAUUAUUACUACUUUAUAGCAAAUGUCAUCAUCCAUAAGGGUAGAUAUUGCCACUCCGUUGCAGACCAUUUCCUCUUUAAAAUACCAGGUUUUCACUUGCUGCUUGAAGUGUUCAGUAUUAAGCAUGGCCCCCGGGAAGAAUGUGUUAAAGCCCUCAGGAAUGGUCAUUUGUUAGGAAUUUCCCCUGGAGGUGUGCGGGAAGCCCUCUUUAGUGAUGAAAGCUACAGACUCAUGUGGGGAAACAGAAGAGGAUUUGCUCAGGUGGCAAUUGAUGCAAAAGUGCCCAUUAUUCCCAUGUUUACACAGAAUAUCCGGGAAGGAUUUAGGACUCUUGGAGGAUUGUGGAUAUUUAGAUGGCUUUAUGAAAAGUACCGAUCUCCAUUUGUUCCUAUAUAUGGUGGAUUUCCAGUGAAACUCCGCACAUAUUUGGGAGAUCCUAUACCAUAUGACCCUAAUGUGACAGCAGCUGAGCUUGCUGAAAAGACAAAACAUGCUGUUCAGGCCCUAAUAAACAAUCACCAAAAGAAACCAGGAAACAUUCUUCGGGCACUGUUGGAGAGAUUUCAGAGACGACAAAAAGAUGACUGACUAUAAGCACUUUUGGGGGAAAAAGACUUCAUGUACUAAUCUCAAACGGGUUCUUAAUCUAUUUUAUGACUAGUCCAAAAAUAUAAGUCAUCUUUUAUAGUAUUGUGAUCAAGUAUUUUGCAAUUUUUUUUAACUGUCUUCCCAUCAGGAAUCUAUGUAUUCAUUGAAACAGAGAUGGUGAAUUUGUGUGUGAUUUAUAAGGAGCAUGGUUGUUGGUGCAAAAGUAUCUUUUCUUUGUUGUAAAUAUUUGUCACAAUGUCAUUUCCUAGAAACUCUGUAGUAAUAUUGUUAUUUGCUUACGCAGUGCCUUUUAAAAAUAUUUGGUGUAAUAUCUUGCGUUAUUUUAAUUUCAUGUCUAGUUCAUGCAUUCCCUUGAGUAAAUAAAUAUCAUUAGCAUCACCAUGAAAUCUAGGAUGUAUGCAAAGUCCAAAUCAGUAAAGCAGUAUAACAGUAAGUGUGGAAGGAUCAACUUCUCAACUACAUACGUGGAAUUGCUAACAAUAGGAGGAGAUAUGUGUCUGUGUUAAAGAGAAGACAAUGACAGAAGCCAGCUCUUCCAGGUUUCAGAUUACUGUGAACACUGAAAAAAUGUUACUACCUUUAGUGAGUUGUGACUGUAGCCUGAUAGUGAAGGUGUAGCACACAGCUGAGAGUAUAGAAGCAGGACUGCAGCAUACCUUAGGAACAUACAUUAAGGAUCAAAUAUGUUUAUACGUGACAGAAAAUAUUCUGCUUUAAUCCUAUGAGAAGUAGUUUAGUUAUCACUCUUGCUUGUUGAAAUUUGGUAGCUCUCUGUCUCUCGCUGUCUUUAGAAUUCCACAGUUUGUGAAAUGAGGACUUGCAAAAUAAAAAAAAAAAAAAAAAAACCUUAGGUUAAUUAUUUUAUUCAUAAACUUGAGUUAUUUUUUUAAAUCAGUGAUUUAUUUUAUUUGAUUUAUGUAGCCAAACAUAUUGAUAUUUGAUGCAAGAAGGUAAAACAAAGCUAUUUAGCAAUCUAGGCAAAACUGAAGCCCAAAGGCUAAGUCAUGUAGAUAAUAAAAUAUAGUUUUAUGUGUUGAAUUUUUUGAAUGAGGGAAUGAUAUAUUGAUUAGUGUGUUUUAUAUAUAUCCAAUAGUAAAUGCAGUAAUGUUUGUAAUCAAGAAUGUUAAUAAAUUAUUGUUUUAUGUUAGUGGUUAGAUCUGUGUUCCACUUAAAAGGCAGCAUAACAUUAACUCAGUCUUUCACCUUAAUGCUGAAGAUUGCAUUCUAAUUGACAUACAUCAUGUACAGAAAUAUUUUAAUCACAUUUACAGAAGUAAUGUAUAGGAUUUGUAUAUAUUUCAGCUGAUAAUGAUCUGUAAAUAAGACACAAUGAAAAUAGCUCAAAAAGUGAAACCCUGUCUUGGUGGGCAGCAGUGUAAGAGUUCACAUAAGUCUGACUUAGGUCUUUAUAAAGCACAGUCAUGUGUUUCAGCAGAACCAUCCUACUUCAGAGUUAACUGUGAGCAUUACAGCUUGUACUUGACCUUGUGAUACCUUUAAUGACAUUCACUUACUUAAAUGAAAAGUUAUUUAUAAAAUUCCUGUUUUUUGUAAAUUAAAUGAAAAUAGACAUUUUCUUCCUUGGUGUUUACACUUGAACACAAAUAUUGCCACAGUGAAAUUACAUCUACCAAAUCUACUGGAUAUUGUUUUAGUAACAUAACAUGCCAUGCAAAUUUCCUUAACAGUUACAAAUUUUUUGUGAAAUAUGUUUUAUUUGUUAGACUUUUAUACUACUCCCUAACGUGAAGCAAUGUGCUCAGUUAAACUUCUCUAUAUAAAUCAGGACAUGAGUAUUUUUGCCUCACCAAUGGUAUCCCAGUGGACCACCUGCUGUUGAGCCUUAGUAAACUUAGUAGAUCCAACAUCAUAAAAAUAAUCAUUGCAGUGUCUUUUCUUUAGCACUGUGAAUUCAUAACUUAUUAUUUUAUGAAGUUUAUUUUAUUUUGACAGUGGGACUCCUAUGGUUUUUAUCACCUUGUAGUUUCCUAGCAUACACCAUAACUCAGUGAAAGCUAGUUCACAGAAUGUGUCCGCAUGUCUACAUACCAGAAGUACAGCCCAGGUGGAAACAAAUAUUUUUAUUGUGUGAACAAAGUUCUUAGGGGCACUUAGACAAGCAGUAGUGGAUCUUUAAAUUCUAUUACUAAAAGGUAAGAUUAUAUUAAAUGUGAUAUUCAUAGUCCCAUACUUCACAAAUGCAUAAAGGGAAUCUACAAAUAAUGCCAUUGCAGCUGUAUUGAAAUGUGCAAAGUGCAAACAAACACAACUGGUUUAGAAGUUCUUAACCUUGCAAGGAAAAUCCUAGUAUAAUCGUGCACAUCUGAAUCUGAAUAAACUGAUAUGAAAGUA